Carassius gibelio (silver crucian carp) is the source of this 1343-nucleotide messenger RNA. Its product is annotated as zona pellucida sperm-binding protein 4-like. Gene Ontology annotation, molecular function: structural constituent of egg coat; acrosin binding. The transcript is spliced from 8 exons. Gene Ontology annotation, cellular component: egg coat. Lineage: Eukaryota; Metazoa; Chordata; Actinopteri; Cypriniformes; Cyprinidae. Gene Ontology annotation, biological process: binding of sperm to zona pellucida; prevention of polyspermy. The coding region runs from base 31 to 1302 and encodes 423 amino acids. The record is from RefSeq and is a predicted model, not a curated record.
UAUCUCAAUAGUGUGGUUAGCUGUUGGACAAUGGCUGGAAGUUGGUGGCUGGUUCAGGUAUUAGCACUGUGUGCUCUCUGUCAUGCUCUUCCAAAGAAGGGUAAGUGGAGUAAACUGUCCCAGAAUCCUCCAGCUCUGAUGCUCCAGCAAACUGACCAGCGGCUUCAGCAGUCAGUUCAACAGACUAAUCAGCAGCUUCCUCAGAAGAUUCAGUUUCAGAAGCAAGUAGCGAAGGCUGAGCCUUUGGACAGAUGUUCUGUAGCUGAUUCUGAGCAGAUCCAAUGUGGACAACCUGGUAUCAGUAGUGCUGAAUGUGAAGCUAUCAACUGCUGCUUUAGUGGACAGCAGUGUUACUAUGGGAAGACCGUGACUGUCCAGUGUAUAAGAGAUGGUCAGUUUGUGGUAGUGGUGGCUAGAGAUGUUACACUGCCUCGACUGAGUCUGGAUUCAGUCAGUUUACUGGGAGGAAGUGACCCAGCUUGCAGUCCUGUGGGGUCCACACCUUCCUUUGCUGUAUACCAGUUCCCUGUGACUGCAUGUGGCACAAGAGUGAUGGAGGACAGCGGUUAUGUGGUGUAUGAGAACAGAAUGAGCUCCUCGUAUGAAGUGGGGAUUGGACCACUUGGUUCAAUCACAAGGGACAGUCACUUUGAGCUUCUCUUCCAGUGUAGGUACUCUGGCACUUCUGUGGAAGCUCUGGUUGUGGAGGUCAACACUGUUCCUCCACCUCCACCAGUAGCUGCCCCUGGACCCCUCAGGGUGGAGCUUAGACUGGCCAAUGGUCAGUGUGUCACCAAAGGGUGUGCAGAAGGGGAUGAGGCCUACACGUCCUACUACAGUGAUGCUGAUUAUCCCAUCACAAAAGUCCUGCGGGAGCCUGUGUAUGUUGAGGUGCACAUUGUGGAGAGGACUGACCCCAACAUUGUCCUGAUGCUGGGACACUGCUGGGCAACUUCUGCCCCCAAUCCACUCAGUCUCCCCCAGUGGGACCUUCUGGUUGAUGGAUGCCCUUACCAGGAUGACCGUUACCUGACCACAUUGGUUCCAGUGACUGGCUCUUCUGGUCUUCAGUUCCCAACCCACUACAAGCGCUUCAUUGUGAAGAUGUUCACGUUUGUGGAUCCCACAUCACUGGCUCCUCUGCAGGAAACUAUCUUCAUCCACUGUAGUACAGCGGUGUGCCAUCCGUCUUCUGGCUCCUGUGAGCAAAGCUGCGGCAGGACGAGAAGGGACACUCAUGUGAAGACCAUCUCUAGUGAGCAGACGGUGGUUUCUAGUGGAGCAGUUACUCUGAUCAUGUAAAUUUUUUUUUUUUUUUUAAUAAAGUGUGAAGCCCAAAAUAA